GCGCAAACCAUAUAUUGCGGAUUAAACAAUGAGAUAUGCAGUUAUCCAUGCUAUAUUCAAGUAAGCAAAUUAAGUAUCACGUUUAGCGUCACUCGAUUCUGGUCGGUUUACACCUCAUCGUAGUAAGACUUGAGCCAAGACGACGUUGGAAUCUGGAAUCUAAAGCAUUCCUUGUUUAACGGCAGGGCAGUCUACACACUUUAUAUAUAAUAUGGCUGCUAAGCAAUAGUACCCUCUAUGGAAUGUCACUCGCUCAGGCCAUGCAACGAAAUUACAUCUCAAUAGUCAAUCUCAUAUUCAGAAACGUCGUUCACAAACGAAACAUGAGUUCUCAGUCAACUGGGCCGAUUCACUUUGGCCCGUUUGAGGUCACGCGUCAGGUCUUCCUCACAACACCGCACUCCUUCGCCCUCGUCAACAUCAAGCCUCUAUUACCGGGCCACGUACUGAUCUGCCCGCGACGACCGCACAAGCGGUUAACAGAGCUCACAGCGCCCGAGAUAACCGAUCUCUUCCAAGCCGUGCAGCGCGUACAACGCAUGCUAGCGCGGCACUACUUCACAUCAUCUCCCCCCUCGCGGCAAAGCAGCAGCGACGACAACGCCGCCCCCGCCCCCGGCACCCCCGAGGCCGGGUCCUUCAACAUCGCGAUCCAGGACGGCGCCGAGGCGGGCCAGACCGUCCCCCACGUCCACGUCCACGUCAUCCCGCGCAUCCGCGGGUCCACCGCCAAGGAUGAAGCUGGGCCCGGCGACCAGAUCUACGAGGCCAUGGCUGCGGAGGACGGGAACGUCGGCGGGGCGUUAUGGGAUCGCGAACUAAAGAAGCUCCAGCAGCGGCUGGGUAAGCGACCCGAACCCGGCGGUAGCUUCCCCAGCAUCGAAGACUCGGAGCGACAUCCGCGGACGGAGGAGGAGAUGGAGGCUGAGGCCAAGGUAUUCCGGAGUGUGCUGGAGCAGAUGGGAGAGGAGGCCGAGGGAGAGCCUAGGUAGGCAAUAACUGCGCUGGCGGAGGGUUCCGCACCUGUCUGGACGUGGGUGGUGCGUCUUUCUUGCUCUAACUAACCUGGUGUAUAAUUGAUGAGCUAUGUUCUAUGUAUAAUGUCUAUAUCAAAUAAACCAUCUAUAACGAACAGAUUAUAUCAUAGUAUGCGAUCCGCGAUUCGCUGGCUAUACG
Molecule: messenger RNA, 1176 nt
Organism: Daldinia vernicosa
Lineage: Eukaryota; Fungi; Ascomycota; Sordariomycetes; Xylariales; Hypoxylaceae
Product: HIT-like protein
Exons: 3
Coding region: 243-992 (249 amino acids)
Molecular function (GO): catalytic activity
Source: RefSeq, a predicted model, not a curated record